Messenger RNA from Rhopalosiphum padi (bird cherry-oat aphid), 1275 nucleotides. RefSeq lists its product as uncharacterized. The transcript has a single exon. Gene Ontology annotation, molecular function: nucleic acid binding. The coding region runs from base 1 to 1275 and encodes 424 amino acids. The record is from RefSeq and is a predicted model, not a curated record. NCBI's taxonomy places the organism in Eukaryota, Metazoa, Arthropoda, Insecta, Hemiptera, Aphididae.
AUGUACAAAGAUACUCUAAUGAAAACUCCAGAUGUUUCAUGCAGUGAUAUGUAUAAUAAUCUGUCAAAAGCCACGGGUAUAGGUUAUGAUACAAUAAUGAAAACUAUCGUCGAGUAUAAGCAAAAGAACACUGUGACUUCUCCAAACACGAAGCGAGUAAAAACAUCGCUUUUUAAUAAGAUCGAUGAUUUGGACCGCAAUGGACUUCGGCAAAAGGUCCAUUCAAUUUGGUUGCGGCGUGAACUCCCUACAAUCGAUAAAAUUUUGUUUGAAGUUAACGAAGAUCCGUCGCUCCCCAACUUCAAGCGUACUACUUUGUACAACAUUAUAAAAAAAUUGGAUUUUGUGUUCACAAAGAGGAAAAGGUGCAGUGUCUUGACAGAGAGAGAAGACUUGAUUGUUUGGCGCCGCAAAUAUUUAUAUGACAUCCGUAAGUAUCGAAACGAAGGUCGAUCGAUUUACUAUUUGGAUGAGACGUGGUUGAACGCAGGUGAUUGUGUAGACCGGGUGUGGAUAGAUAAAACGGUACGGUCCAAACACGAUGCAUUCAACAAGGGUCUAACAACCGGGCCGACAAACCCAACUGGUAAGGGGAAACGGUUGAUUGUGUUACACAUCGGUUCAGACAAAGGAUUCCUCGAGGGUGGGCUGUUAUGUUUCGAGUCCAAAAAGAAUAGCACUGACUACCACGAUGAAAUGAACGGCGAUAAUUUCAAAGAGUGGUUUCAGUCUAUUCUUCCUCGACUUGAUCCUCGUUCUAUUAUUGUUAUGGACAAUGCACCCUACCAUUCAGUCCAAAACGAAAAAUAUCCUACUUCAAGUGCAAGAAAAUCCGUGAUAUUGGAGUGGCUUAAUGCGAAAGGAGUUACUUUCGACAGGCCGAUGCUAAAGCCUGAACUUUUAGCUAAGGUACGGGAGUUAAAACCACGCGAGAAAUCGUAUGUUAUAGACAACUUGGCUAGCAACGCAGGGCACACCGUUCUCCGAUUACCACCGUACCACUGCGAAUUCAAUCCAAUUGAACUAGCGUGGGCGAUGGUAAAAGGCUACGUCAAACAGGAGAACACAACAUUUAAAGCUGACGAUGUCCGCCGACUUCUCAAUACGGCAAUUGGCAGAGUUACACCAGAAAAUUGGCAAAACUUUAUCAAGCAUGUGAUUGAUGAAGAAAACAAGAUUUGGAAAGUUGACGACAUCAUGGACGAGAUUAUUGAUGGAAUGGAACCAUGUGUGCUAACCAUUACAGGAGACACAUCGAAUGACUCUUCUGACUAA